AUGGGGCAGCAGCCUGGAAAAGUUCUUGGGGACCAAAGGAGGCCAAGUCUGCCUGCCCUGCACUUUAUCAAAGGAGCAGGCAAGAAGGAAUCAUCGAGGCACGGCGGUCCACACUGCAAUGUUUUUGUGGAACAUGAAGCCCUUCAGAGGCCAGUAGCAUCUGACUUCGAGCCCCAGGGUCUGAGCGAAGCAGCUCGUUGGAACUCUAAGGAAAACCUUCUCGCCGGUCCUAGUGAAAAUGACCCCAACCUUUUUGUUGCACUGUAUGACUUUGUGGCCAGUGGGGAUAACACUUUAAGCAUAACUAAAGGUGAAAAACUCCGGGUCUUAGGCUACAAUCACAAUGGGGAGUGGUGUGAAGCCCAAACCAAAAAUGGCCAAGGCUGGGUCCCAAGCAACUACAUCACGCCAGUCAACAGCCUGGAGAAGCACUCCUGGUACCACGGGCCUGUGUCCCGCAACGCCGCCGAGUACCUUCUGAGCAGCGGGAUCAACGGCAGCUUCUUGGUUCGGGAGAGCGAGAGUAGUCCUGGGCAGAGGUCCAUCUCGCUGAGAUACGAAGGGAGGGUGUACCACUACCGCAUCAACACUGCUUCUGAUGGCAAGCUCUACGUCUCCUCAGAGAGCCGCUUCAACACGCUGGCCGAGCUGGUCCAUCACCACUCCACUGUGGCCGACGGGCUCAUCACCACUCUCCACUACCCGGCCCCUAAGCGCAACAAGCCCACCGUCUAUGGCGUGUCCCCCAACUACGACAAGUGGGAGAUGGAGCGCACGGACAUCACCAUGAAGCACAAGCUGGGCGGCGGCCAGUACGGGGAGGUGUACGAAGGAGUGUGGAAGAAAUACAGCCUGACGGUGGCCGUGAAGACCCUGAAGGAGGAUACCAUGGAGGUGGAGGAGUUCUUGAAAGAGGCUGCAGUAAUGAAAGAGAUCAAGCACCCCAAUUUAGUACAGUUGCUCGGGGUCUGCACCCGGGAGCCCCCGUUCUACAUAAUCACUGAGUUCAUGACCUACGGGAACCUGCUGGACUACCUGAGGGACUGUAACCGGCAGGAGGUGAAUGCCGUGGUGCUGCUCUACAUGGCCACUCAGAUCUCAUCCGCCAUGGAGUACCUGGAGAAGAAAAACUUCAUCCACAGAGAUCUUGCUGCCCGGAACUGCCUGGUCGGGGAAAACCACUUGGUGAAGGUGGCUGACUUUGGCCUGAGCAGGCUGAUGACAGGAGACACCUACACAGCCCAUGCCGGGGCCAAGUUCCCCAUCAAGUGGACGGCGCCCGAGAGCCUGGCCUAUAACAAGUUCUCCAUCAAGUCGGACAUCUGGGCAUUUGGAGUAUUGCUUUGGGAAAUUGCUACCUAUGGCAUGUCACCUUACCCAGGAAUUGACCUGUCCCAGGUGUAUGAGCUGCUGGAGAAAGACUACCGCAUGGAGCGCCCAGAAGGCUGCCCAGAGAAGGUCUACGAACUCAUGCGAGCAUGUUGGCAGUGGAAUCCCUCCGACCGGCCCUCCUUCGCUGAGAUCCACCAAGCCUUUGAAACGAUGUUCCAGGAAUCCAGCAUAUCAGACGAGGUGGAAAAGGAGUUGGGGAAGAAAGGCAUGCGAGGGGUUGCAGGUACCCUGCUGCAGGCCCCAGAACUGCCCACCAAGACGAGAACCUCCAGGAGAGCUGCUGAGCCCAAAGACAUCCCCGACAUGCCCGAGACACCCCACUCCAAGGGCCCAGGAGAGACCGAUCCUCUGGACCACGAGCCUGCUGUAUCUCCACUGCUCCCUCGAAAAGAGCGGGGUCCUCCAGAUGGAGGCCUCAAUGAGGAUGAGCGCCUGCUUCCCAAGGACAAGAAGACCAACCUGUUCAGCGCCUUGAUCAAGAAGAAGAAGAAAACCGCUCCAACCCCUCCCAAACGCAGCAGCUCCUUCCGGGAGAUGGACGGCCCGCCCGAGCGGAAAGCGGCCAGCGAGGAGGAAGGCCGGGAAAUCAGCAAUGGGGCGCUGGCGCCAGCACCCCCGGACGCAGCGGAGUCAGCCAAGUCCCCGAAGCCCAGUGGCGGGUCUGCGGUCCCCAAUGGGGCCUUCCGGGAGUCUGGGGGUGCGGGCUUCCGGUCGCCCCACCUGUGGAAGAAGUCCAGCACGCUGACCAGCAGCCGGCUGGCCGCCGGUGAAGAGGAGAGCGGCGGCGGCGCCAGCAAGCGCUUCCUGAGGUCCUGCUCAGCCUCCUGCGUGCCCCACGGCGCCAAGGACACAGAGUGGCGGUCAGUGACCCUGCCUCGGGACCUGCAGUCCACUGGCAGGCAGUUCGACUCCUCCACCUUCGGAGGCCACAAAAGCGAGAAGCCGGCCCUGCCUCGGAAGCGAGCAAGUGAGAACAGGUCUGACCAGGUGACCAGAGGCACGGUCACCCCACCGCCCCGGCUGGUGAAGAAGACUGAGGAGGCUGCCGAUGAGGUCUUCAAGGACGCGGCCGAGGCCAGCCCAGGCUCCAGCCCGCCCAGCCUAACGCCGAAACCCCUCCGGAGGCAGGGUGCAGCCGCGCCUCCCUCCAGCCCUCCCCACAAGGAGGAGGCCGGCAGGCCCAGUGCCGCGGGGGUGCCCACUGAGCUGGCACCUUCCACCAGCCGGGCCGGGCCAGGAGCCUCCGGAGGGCCCAACAAGGCCGCCACCACAGAGGAGCCCCGGGGGAGGAGGCACAAGCCCGCCUCCGAGUCCCCAGGGAGAGACAAGGGGAAGCUGUCCAAGCUCAGACCUGCCCCGCCGCCCCCGCCACCCGCCUCCGCUGGCAAGGCCGGGAAGUCCUCACAGGGCCCGAGCCAGGAAGCGGCCGGGGAGGCGGGCACCGGGGGGAAGGGGAAACCUGCGGCUCUGGCUGCGGACGCCGUGAAUAGCGACACCACCAAGCCCGGCCAACUGGGAGAGGGUGCCAAGAAGCCCACGCUCCCGUCCAUGCCAAAGCCGCCAGCAUCCACCAAGCCGGCAGGGACCCCGACCAGCCCCGCCCCCGCCCCCUUACCAUCAGCACCCUCUGCCCUGGCCGGGGACCCACCAUCCUCCACCGCCUUCAUCCCGCUCAUAUCAACCCGCGUGUCUCUUCGGAAAACCCGGCAGCCUCCUGAGCGGCUCGCCAGUGGCGCCAUCACCAAGGGCAUGGUGCUGGAUGGCACCGAGGCGCUGUGCCUGGCCAUCUCCAAGAACUCUGAGCAGAUGGCCAGCCACAGCGCCGUGCUCGAAGCCGGCAAAAACCUCUACACCUUCUGCGUGAGCUAUGUGGACUCCAUCCAGCAAAUGAGGAACAAAUUCGCCUUCCGCGAGGCCAUCAACAAACUGGAGAACAACCUCCGGGAGCUGCAGAUCUGCCCAGCGACAGCAGGGGGUGGCCCAGCGGCCACUCAGGACUUCAGCAAGCUCCUCAGCUCCGUGAAGGAGAUCAGUGACAUCGUGCAGAGGUAG
Messenger RNA from Rangifer tarandus platyrhynchus (Svalbard reindeer), 3444 nucleotides. The record is from the annotation of a GenBank genome assembly. NCBI's taxonomy places the organism in Eukaryota, Metazoa, Chordata, Mammalia, Artiodactyla, Cervidae.